CAAAACACGUGCGCCGGUCGCGUUUGAAUUUCUCGCGAUUUCGCGUGAUUUCUCGUAAAAUUAUCCUUUUUAUGUGCCGGUUUAAUAGAUAAAACACGCUCAAAAUGAAGCAGCUACCCGAGCUGACGAAUUUGCGACCGAAAUACAGAGAGAUUCCAGCGAAACAAAAUGAGAUCCUGGUCAACCUGGGACGGCCGCACGUGGAUUCCUUUAAUUACAUGCUCGAGGAAGGAAUCGGCGAUAUGGUGGAACGUUUGGAACCGCAAACGUUCGAACUGCCCAACCAGAACCGGGUCACGCUGCGAAUUACGGACGUGAGCAUCGCAAGGCCGGAGGUACCGAUGGGUACGAUGAAUGUGGCAGAAAAGCGUGUCUUUCCAUCCGAAUGUCGCCAAAAACGAGACACUUAUGGCGGCAUGUGUACGAUAACGCUCGCCUGGGAACUGGAUGGGUUUCCGCAGCCGGCGAUUACACGCGAUAUGGGCCGCGUACCGAUCAUGCUGCGAUCGAAGGCCUGUAAUCUCGAAGGCAUGUCGCCAGCGGAGCUCGUUGAACGCGGAGAACACGAAGACGAAUGGGGUGGUUACUUUAUGGUGCGAGGAAACGAGAAAUUGAUACGCCUGUUGAUAAUGACGCGCCGAAACUUUCCGAUCCUUGUCAACCGCAACAGGUGGAAGGAACGGGGUCGAGACUUCAGCACCACCGGCGUAUUUAUGCGCUGCGUUCGAGACGAUCAACAUGCAACGAACAAUGUGCUUCACUAUCUUACGACGGGGGCGGCCAAGCUAAUGAUCAGCAUACAGAGGGCGAUCCACUUCAUACCGGUGAUGCUAUUGAUGAAAGCUUUAACAGAUUACACGGACAAUGACAUCUACCGUAAGCUGAUCGCUGGUUGUGAGGAUGAUCAGUACUUCAAGAAAAGCGUUAUGAGUAUGUUACGUGACUUGCACAGCGAGAAUCUGCACAACCAGCAAGAUUGUCUGCGCUACCUGGGAAUGCUGUUUCGGAUGCGGCUGACGCUCUGCAGUAUGCCAAAGUGGUAUACGGACGAGCAGGCCGGUGUGUUCCUCCUCCGAACCUGCGUUCUUAUUCAUCUCGAUCACAACGAGGACAAGUUCAAUUUGCUCGUCUUCAUGAUGCACAAACUGUACGCAGCCGUGCAGGGUCGGUGUGCGACGGAAUCGCUCGAUAGUGUAAUGAUGCAGGAGGUUAUACACGGUGGACACAUCUAUCUGAAGCUGCUCCGGGAACUGUGCAUGUCGACGUUGCUGUCGGUGCGUUUGAAUCUGGUGAGACUUCUGCCCGAUGCUAGCUCAAAGUAUGUCACCUCAAAGGAGGUCGUACAAGCACUGAAGAAUUGCUCCGGAUACCAGGCCAGUUUGACCAACUUUCUCAGCACCGGAAAUCUUGUGAAAGCGCCCGAUAUGGGCCUGAUGCAGGACAGUGGUCUGGUGAUCAUUGCGGAGAACAUCAAUCGAAUGCGGUACAUGUCGCACUUCCGCGCUGUCCAUCGUGGAUCGUUCUUCGUGACAAUGCGUACGACUGAGGCUCGUCAGCUGCUACCGGAUGCUUGGGGUUUCAUCUGUCCCGUACAUACACCUGAUGGUACGCCCUGUGGAUUGCUCAACCAUCUGACCUCGGACUGUACCAUCUCGAUGACGGAAAGUCCAGAUAAAGUGUCCAACAUUGAAACCACUCUGAUUGCACUCGGUAUGAUUCCGGUCGGUGCUGAAUUGGAACCACUUCGUUCCGACGAAUGGUACCCUGUGUUGCUGGAAGGACGAGUGCUAGGCAGGAUUGCCCGUUCCAGCGCACCACGAGUGGUGCAGAAGCUUCGUUUGCUCAAGAUCGACGGAGAGACCAUCCCCAGUGCCACUGAAAUCGCCUUCGUUCCGUGGCGUGAGGGAGGACAGUACCCGGGUAUAUUUAUGUUCGUCGGCCCCGCUAGAAUGAUGCGUCCGGUCAAGAAUCUGCUCGCCAAUCGUACCGAACUGAUCGGUACAUUCGAGCAGGUGUACCUAGACAUUUGCAUUACACCGGAGGAAGCCUAUCCUGAGCUAACGACACAUAUGGAGCUCUCGAAAACGGCUUUCCUAAGCAAUCUAGCGCAACUCAUCCCGAUGCCGGACUGCAAUCAAUCGCCCCGUAACAUGUACCAAUGUCAAAUGGGCAAGCAGACGAUGGGAACACCGUGCCACAACUGGGCGAUGCAGUGCAUAUCUAAGUUCUACCGCCUGCAGACUCCCGCCACGCCUCUCUUCCGUCCGGUGCACUACGAUAACAUUGAUCUGGAUAAUUACGCCAUGGGCACGAACGCGAUCGUGGCCGUCAUUUCGUAUACCGGCUACGACAUGGAGGACGCCAUGAUCAUCAACAAAUCGGCUUACGAACGUGGAUUUGCGGCCGGUACCGUAUAUAAGAACGAGUUCUUCGCCCUUCUCGGAAACAGCUUCUUUGCACGGAAUCCCAAGGAUGAAACGUUGACUGCGUUCCUCGACAACGAUGGGCUACCGUGCCAGGGUUCGGUGCUGAGUACAAACGAUCCACUGUACUGCUACUUCGACACCAACGAUCAUCUGUACCACGUGGUUCGCUACAAGGGAAGCGAAACGGCCAUUGUAGCCAGUGUCAAACUGUGUACGGCGCUGGAAAGCAAAGUGCAGGACAAGCAGUUGUCCGAGAAUGGGAAGCAGCUUAUCAUUACCUAUCGUGUUCCACGAAAUCCUAGUGUCGGCGAUAAGUUUGCUUCGCGCGCCGGUCAGAAGGGUAUCUGUUCGCAGAAGUGGCCCGCCAUCGAUUUACCGUUCACCGAGUCUGGCAUGAUACCGGACAUUAUCUUCAAUCCGCACGGAUUUCCCUCGCGUAUGACGAUUGCGAUGAUGAUCGAAACGAUGGCCGGUAAGACGGGUGCUUGUCAUGGGCUUGUACAUGAUGCGACACCGUUUCGCUUCGAUGAGAACAACACCGCUAUCGACUACUUCGGCCGGCUGCUGGAAACAUCCGGUUACAAUUAUUACGGAACCGAACGGAUGUACAGUGGUGUGGAUGGGCGUGAGAUGAAGGCUGACAUAUUCUUCGGUAUCGUGCACUAUCAACGGCUACGGCACAUGGUCAGCGACAAGUGGCAGGUACGAUCGACCGGACCGAUCGAUCAGCUCACGCACCAACCGAACAAGGGUCGAGCACGUGGUGGCGGUGUACGGUUUGGUGAAAUGGAACGCGAUGGAUUGAUCUCACACGGGGCCUCGUUCCUGUUGCAAGAUCGUCUGUUCCACGGAUCGGAUAAGGUGAUGACACUCAUCUGUCAACGGUGCGGCUCGUUGCUCGGUCCGCUGGAUAGUGUUACACGGCGGGUAGCGAUCAAUUCGAACGAGUUCCAACAAACCCCCGCUUCCUGUCGGCUGUGUCAGGAUGAUUGCGAGAUCGGUCAUGUCGAGAUACCGUACAUCUUCAAGUUUCUCGUUUCGCAGCUCUCCUCCGUUAACAUCAAUGUUAAGCUUCAGCUGUCCUAUCCAGACGUUUAGAAAACACGGCCCCUUCUCUACCUCCCGUUCCGGUUUGUGUGCCUUGAAAUGGAAAGAGAAAUAAACUGUUUGUCGCAGGUUCACGCGCGA
Messenger RNA from Anopheles darlingi, 3614 nucleotides. RefSeq names its product DNA-directed RNA polymerase I subunit RPA2 (gene RpI135). The transcript is spliced from 3 exons. NCBI's taxonomy places the organism in Eukaryota, Metazoa, Arthropoda, Insecta, Diptera, Culicidae. The record is from RefSeq and is a predicted model, not a curated record. Gene Ontology annotation, biological process: DNA-templated transcription. Gene Ontology annotation, cellular component: nucleus; RNA polymerase I complex. Gene Ontology annotation, molecular function: DNA binding; DNA-directed RNA polymerase activity; ribonucleoside binding. The coding region runs from base 105 to 3524 and encodes 1139 amino acids.